Messenger RNA from Pelodiscus sinensis (Chinese soft-shelled turtle), 603 nucleotides. The record is from RefSeq and is a predicted model, not a curated record. Lineage: Eukaryota; Metazoa; Chordata; Testudines; Trionychidae.
AUGGAGACUGGGACCUUCCUGGGCGGCAACCGUGCGACUGUGACUCUGGACCCAGACACAGCUCAUCCCGACCUUGCCCUGUCUGAGGAUGGGAAACGCGUGCGACGGGGGGACAUCCGGAAAGAUCAGGACACCAAUUCUGAGCGAUUUGAAUAUGAGCGCUGUACUCUAGGUUGUGAGAGCUUCACCUCGGGGAGACAUUACUGGGAGGUUGAAUUGGGGGGUGGGGAUUACUGGGCUGUGGGAGCUGCUAGCGACUCUGUGAAGCGGAAAGGAGAAAUAAUUUUUAAACCUGAGGAAGGGAUCUGGGCGGUGGGCCAUUGGGGGAAUAAGUACCUGGCUGCCACUUACCCUCGCUCCCAGUUGAACUUGAGAUGGGUCCCUAGAAGGAUUCGGAUUUUUUUGGAUUAUGAUUUGGGGCAGGUGGCAUUUUUUGAUGCUGAUAAAGGGGCCCUAAUCUUCGCAUUCCCAACAGCCUCCUUUUCUGAGGAGGGAAUCCGCCCCUUUUUCUGGGUCUGGGAUAUGGAAUCCCAGCUCAGACUGUGUCCCUGAGAAUUAGGAAGAAAAAUCCUGAGGGGCUAUGUCUACACUGCGCUGGUUUUG